Lolium perenne is the source of this 1136-nucleotide messenger RNA. RefSeq names its product protein FAR1-RELATED SEQUENCE 5. The record is from RefSeq and is a predicted model, not a curated record. Gene Ontology annotation, molecular function: zinc ion binding. Lineage: Eukaryota; Viridiplantae; Streptophyta; Magnoliopsida; Poales; Poaceae.
GGUCAGAAAGUGCGAAUUCAUUUUUUAACCGUUUCAUUCAUCGCAAGCUCACCCUUGUUGAGUUCUGGCUAAGGUUUGAUACAACAUUAGAAUGCCAACGCCAAGAGGAGUUGAUUGCAGACAACUCAAGCAUCCAUAGGACCCCUCAACUAGUGACACCGUGGGCAAUUGAGAAACAAGGCAGUGAAGUAUUCACAUAUGAGGUGUUUGAGAAAUUUCAGAAACAAAUUAUUGCUGCCAGGGACCAUUGCUGUGUUCAAAGCAUUGCACAACAUGAGGGGAUAAAAAUAGUGACAUUCAAAACAGGUGCUAGUAAGGUAAGGGAGGUCCGCUGUGACAUAGCAACCAUGAUAGCUAAUUGUUCAUGCAAGUUAUUUGAGUCCCAUGGAAUUCCGUGCCGCCAUAUUAUCCAAGUAAUGAGGAUGGAAAAUCAACAAGAGCUUCCAACCUUCUAUAUUAUGGAAAGAUGGCAGAAAAGGUGUAAAAGAGAAAGUGUUUACGAUGUUCAAGGCAAUCUUCUAGAAGAGAAGCCCGCUGACUCCUUGGAUGCAGCUGCAAGGAAGAAGAUUCUAACAGUACGCAACAAGUUGGAAGAUCUAAUCCAAACAGCCAAACAAUCGGAUGAAGGCAUGGACUUUUUAUUAUCAAGUGUGUUGAGCAUUGAGGAGCCUUUGAGCCAAAAGGUUCCUGCUGCAGUCAAGCACACUAGACAAGAGGAAUAUGAGGCAUUUAUUGGUUGCAACAUUCCUACUGAAGUUAACAUACAUCCGCCAAAUGAUGUCCGUUCAGUGGGGAGAAGUAAAAGAAUAAAGAGAGGAAAGGAGAUGAAUGGGGAAGAACAGAAAAAGAAGAACAAAGAAGCCAAGGCCAAGGUUGCGCGCAUGUGCAGGACGUGCAAUACAUUAGGAUUUCAUGAUAGUCGCAAGUGCCCAAGCAAAAAUAGUCAAGGAAAAGAAGUGAAUGUGCAAGAAAUUCAUACAGAUGGUGCAUCAUGAAAGCAACUCUUGCAAAAAAAGAAUUGAUUAUCAAUAUUACUAUUUUAGUUAGUAUACGAAAUAUCUUUAUGUAAUGGAUUAUAAUUUUUCUUUUGUCCAGAUGUUUAUCUUAAGGUCGGCAGAUUUAAUGUAUUGCAAGUU